UGAGAGUACCUGUUAUUCAGUGUCUAGUACAUACAGUAUGAAUAAAGCCAGACUGGGAAUUACUGUACGCGAUCCUGUAAGUUUGUAGGAAGCAGACUGAACACAUUGCGUGCAGUGGUUUGUAGGGUUUCAGCCAGAGGAGACGAGGAUUGAACAGAGGGCACUGUCCCACCUCAGACUGAAAUAAUGUAAAUUCUGAAACUCAGCCCAAACAAAUCAAAUUGCACUUGUUCGUUCAUUGUGUAUGUUGAGUGGCUGCAUCCACUUGGCUAGAAAUAUGUGAAUUCAAGCUCAUGCAGAAUUGGGGGGACAGACAGGACCAACAGAACUCUCUAGGCUUAUCUAAAAAGAAUUGCUUUACAACUGAAAAGGUGUUUUUUUAAUGCAAAUUUGUGGACUGCAAAAAUGGCUGUGAAAGAUUCCACUUCUCCUGCAGGGUCUCUACCAUUCUGCUUCUGCUCUUACAAAGAGCAGCAUCUUUUCUGGUGCUCUGUUUGCUCAUAUUUGGCCUCAGAAUUCGGCAGGCAGAGUGAGGACCAGAGCAGGAAUCACCUUUGUCCUGGCAUCUUCUGUGUGGGAGGAGAAGGAAUGUGCAACAGAUGGAAAGAGGGAAAGAAUGAGGUCUCCAGUCAGACCAUCUGCCGGGGAGGAACGCAGCGCCCCUGCUACAAAAUUGUUUAUUUUCAUGAUGUUAUACGCAGGCUUGGCUUCCAGGAAGCCCUUCAAACCUGCAGAAGAGACGGCGGGGACUUGGUCAGCAUCGAAUCGCAGUCGGAACAGGGGCUGAUAGAGAAGAUGAUCCAGAGUUAUUCAGCAUCUGAUGGAGAUUUCUGGAUCGGGCUCAGGAGAGAAGACGACCCUGAGAACGGCACCCAGUGCCCACAUUUAUAUGCGUGGACCGAUGGCAGUUUGUCCAUCUUUCGAAACUGGUACGCGGAUGAGCCCUCCUGCGGAAGUGAGGGGUGCGUGGUGAUGUACCACCAGCCUUCAGCCCCGGCGGGCGAUGGGGGACGUUACUUGUUCCAGUGGAACGACGACAGAUGCAACAUGAGGAACAACUUCAUCUGCAAAUAUUCCCAGGAAAUGCCAACAGUUGUCUCUGAAUUGGCUGCUUCUCAGACAGGGUACAUAACAGAGUCUUUGGCACUCACAUCCCCAGAAACACCUGUUCAAGAGGACGCAGCUAAUAAAACCCUCACAGAGGCCAAAGAGCCUGCUUGGAAUCUUCUGUACAUCUUAAUUUCCAGCAUUCCUGCACUGCUGCUGUUGAUCACUAUUGCCGUUUUCAGCUUUUGGGUUUAUGCAAAGAGGAGACGGGAGCAGAGAGAGGAGAACACGAAGGAGAAAGAUACUUGGUUGUCUCCCAAAACACAAAACAGCCCCAGUUUAGAGAUAUACAAUGUAAUUAAAAAACAGGGUGAGGCCGAUCUUGCUGGAACCAGGCCACAAAUCCAAAACUCAUCUUUCCGUGUCCGUCCUGGAGGAGAUGACCUUUGUGGAGACUAUGACAAUAUGGCAGUCAACAGCUCAGAGAGUGGCUUUGUGACCUUGGCAAGCACUGAAAGUGGAUUUGUCACGAAUGACAUAUAUGAACUGUGCAAUGACAGAGUGGGACAAAGCAAAGAGUCAGCCUGGGUAGAAAAUGAAAUCUACGGAUAUUAAAGGCCAGGAGAUGAGAGACUGAGCAAAGUGGGAAAUGUUCUUAUUUAUACAAACUUUAGCACACAGAGACAUGGUUCUUGAACGCAGAGGGAUUUCCUUCUCCUCCCUGAAAGGGGAACAUGGAUUUAAACAUGUUGAUUGAUUGAUUGAUUGAUUGAUUGAUUGA
Messenger RNA from Python bivittatus (Burmese python), 1828 nucleotides. The record is from RefSeq and is a predicted model, not a curated record. NCBI's taxonomy places the organism in Eukaryota, Metazoa, Chordata, Lepidosauria, Squamata, Pythonidae.